Messenger RNA from Trichoderma gamsii, 486 nucleotides. RefSeq names its product transcription initiation factor TFIID subunit 13. Gene Ontology annotation, cellular component: transcription factor TFIID complex. Lineage: Eukaryota; Fungi; Ascomycota; Sordariomycetes; Hypocreales; Hypocreaceae. The transcript has 2 exons. Bases 1 to 486 code for a protein of 161 amino acids. Gene Ontology annotation, biological process: RNA polymerase II preinitiation complex assembly; transcription by RNA polymerase II. The record is from RefSeq and is a predicted model, not a curated record. Gene Ontology annotation, molecular function: protein heterodimerization activity.
AUGGAGCCUCGUGCACGCGCCGGCAAGAAUGUCGGCAAAAUGAACUUUUCCUACGCCGAACUGGCACAACUCCUCUACGCCCACGGAGACAUCAAAAAUCCCAUGCCCGAAACCGUCCGCGUGCUGGACGAGAUCCUCACCGACUUCAUGCAGUCCAUCGCCUUCGAAGCGAACCGCGCGGCGAACUACUCGGGCCGGCAAAAGAUCAAAUACGAAGACUUUGAGUUUGCCUUUCGGAAGAACCCUUUGUUUCUGGGCAAAGUACAGGAGGUUUUCGAGAAGCAGAAGGAGAUCAAGAAGGCGCGAGAAAUUCUGCGGGAUGGUGAAGAUGAGAUAAUGAAGGACGCGGCGGAUGAAGAGAAGAAGAAGGAAAAGGAAAAGGACAAGGAAAAAGAGAAGCCGAAAUCGAAUAGAGUGGAAGAGGAGCUGGGCGAAGCAGAUGAUGAUGCCGAGGCGGAAGCAGACGCUCUGGGUAAGAGGAAGUAA